CAGGAAGUAAAAAUAUUUCCGGGAAGCGGUACAUUUGAUUAAAAAUGAAUAUCCAGGAUGAUAUGGAGUGGAUUACUUGUGAUUCUCCGGUCAAUAUUGCGGUUAUAAAAUACUGGGGAAAGAGAGAUGAGAAACUGAUUUUGCCAUUGAAUUCUUCAGUCAGUAUCACCUUGAACCAUGAAGAGCUGAGAGCCAGAACUACAGUUGCUAUAAGCAGAAACUUCAACGAAGACAAGAUGUGGUUAAAUGGAAAGGAGCAAUCCAUGAAAAAUGCCAGAUUACAGUCUGUCAUAUCACAAAUAAAAAGGCUGAGCAGAAAAAGGAAGACAGAUUGUGAUCAGCUGGAUGAAAAGCUGCAAUGGAAACUACACAUUUGUUCAGAGAACAACUUCCCAACUGCUGCUGGGCUUGCAUCCUCUGCAGCUGGGUAUGCCUGUUUGGUGUAUGCUUUGUCUAAGCUGUAUGGCAUUAAUGGAGAUAUAUCCAAAAUAGCUAGACUAGGCUCUGGCAGUGCCUGUCGCAGUUUGUAUGGAGGCUUUGUCAUCUGGAACAAAGGAGAAUCGUCUGAUGGGGAGGACUCAAAGGCAGAACAAAUAGCCCCAGAAACACACUGGCCAGAGCUUAGGAUACUUAUACUAGUGGUUUCGGAUCAAACUAAGCACACAGGAAGCACAGUGGGUAUGCAGACAACUGUAGCAACAUCAGAACUCCUGCAGCAACGAUUACAAACUGUACCUCAGAAAGUUGACAAGAUCAAACAAGCAAUACUGAAUAAAGACUUCCAUUCAUUUGCAGAAAUAACAAUGAAGGACAGUAAUCAGCUGCAUGCUGUUUGCUUGGACACAUAUCCCCCCGUGUCGUAUCUCACCGACACAUCUCAUCACAUCAUGCAGCUUGUUCAUGCAAUUAAUGAAGACAAUACCUCAAACAUGGUAGCUUACAGCUUUGAUGCAGGUCCUAAUGCCUUCUUAUUCAUGCAAGAAAAAGAUGUCCCAACAAUUAUAAAUAUUCUUCGUUACUUCUAUCCCAGUUCUGACCCCCACUUUCUUAGAGGAUUACCAGUUCCAGAGAAGGAUGAUUAUCAUGUGGAUUAUACUACGUUCAUUGAACUUAAAGUGGUUCCCAGGGCCCUUAAAUUUGUCAUCUACACAAAACCUGGACCAGAGCCAAGUGUGAAGGAAACGGAUUGUGGACUUCUAGCCAGUGAUGGCUUACCUAAACUUCAUCAAUGACAGGACCUGAACCAUGAAGAGAUUUUUGCAAUACUCUAUAACUCUUUUUAUAUGAAAUAUAAUAAAAUGAAAAACACUAA
This is a messenger RNA of Saccostrea echinata, 1312 nucleotides long. RefSeq names its product diphosphomevalonate decarboxylase-like. The record is from RefSeq and is a predicted model, not a curated record. Gene Ontology annotation, biological process: isopentenyl diphosphate biosynthetic process, mevalonate pathway; isoprenoid biosynthetic process. Gene Ontology annotation, molecular function: ATP binding; diphosphomevalonate decarboxylase activity. The transcript is spliced from 11 exons. Gene Ontology annotation, cellular component: cytosol. The coding region runs from base 45 to 1232 and encodes 395 amino acids. NCBI's taxonomy places the organism in Eukaryota, Metazoa, Mollusca, Bivalvia, Ostreida, Ostreidae.